AUGGGGGCUGGGUUUUCUGGUUUGGCAACUGAGAAAAAUAUUGUAACUCAUCCUUCCAACCCGAAUCUUGGUGACUUACCAGAGAGCUGUAUUGCUUUGAUUCUCUCUUGUUUGGAAACUUCAGAUAUCUGUAAAUUGGCACGUUUGAAUAAAACAUUCCACCAGGCUUCAUUUGCUGAUGUUGUUUGGGAAUCAAAGUUACCUGAAAAUCAUCAAAUUCUUGUGAAAAAGCUGUUCAGUGAAGAGGAAUCUUCGGAGAGUUUAUCCAAGAAAGAGAUUUUCUCCAGAUUGUGUCGUCCCAUUCGCUUUUCCGGUGACACCAAGGAAGUUUGGUUGGAAAAGGGUAGAGGAGGAAUAUGUGUUGCUAUUUCUUGGAAGGGAUUAAAAAUUACCGGAAUAGAUGAUCGGAGAUACUGGACUCGUAUCUCCACAGAUGAAUCCAGAUUUCACACAAUUGCUUAUCUUCAGCAAAUGUGGUGGCUAGAAGUGGAAGGCAACCUAGAAUUCGAGUUUCCGGCUGGUUAUUACAGCCUGUUUUUUCGAUUGCAGAUAGGGAAAGCCUCGAAAAGAGUUGGCCGGCGAAUCAUCGGUGAUUUAGAACAAGUCCAUGGCUGGAACAUUAAGCCUGUCAAGUUCAAAUUAGAACCAUCAAAUGGCCAGCAUACAACUUCAAAUUGUUAUUUGAAUGAGGCUGCAGGGAAAUGGAUGCACUAUCAUGUAGGAGAUUUUGUUGUUGACAAUUCUUACACCCCAACAAAACUCAAGUUCUCAAUGGCUCAAAUUGAUUGCACACACACAAAGGCUGGACUUUGCUUGGACUCUGUGUUCAUAUUCCCAAGUGAAUCCAAGAAGCAGUUGAAAGAAUUUUAA
Molecule: messenger RNA, 870 nt
Organism: Fraxinus pennsylvanica
Lineage: Eukaryota; Viridiplantae; Streptophyta; Magnoliopsida; Lamiales; Oleaceae
Source: the annotation of a GenBank genome assembly